AUGGGCGCCGAGGAAGAGGAGGAAACGGCAGGCGAGCCAGAGGGGUCUGUACUGGGCGGGGAUGGGGAGGGUGGCGAUGUUGCCGCCGAGGAGGGGGAGAGGCCCGCGGCUGUGCUGUCGUGCUCGAUCUGCCUAGACGCGGUGAUCACCGGGGGCGAGGAAAGGUCCACAGCAAAGCUGCAGUGCGGCCACGAGUUCCACCUCGACUGCAUUGGUUCAGCAUUUAAUGCCAAGGGAGUUAUGCAAUGUCCUAAUUGUCGCAAAAUUGAGAAAGGGAAUUGGUUCUAUGCAAAUGGUUCCCAUCCAUCACAAGAUCCAAACAUUGAUGAACAUGGUGAAGACUUUCCUGAUGUUGGUUAUUCAGAAAUGGGAAGGGGUAUCUUUCUGCUCUAUCACCUAUUCACCUCACUCGUUAAAGUUUUCCCUUGCCAUGUGUAUACUUAUCGAUAUGCGGUGUCCUGCAUGCUCGAUUGUAAAAGUUCAUUGAUCAUUACAUGGAAUUCUAUUAAGCCAUAUCGCUUCCAAUGGUGUCCUGUUGGCCGCUUGGCGCAGCUUCCAUCCUUAUUUGACAGUGAUGUGGAGUCGUCACCAGCUAUUACUUUUCAUGAUUUCAUGGGGCAAAACUUUACCUCUGAGCACUUGCCUGUGUCAGCACCUGGUGCGACUCAUCCAGGCCCAUAUGUCGCUUACUUUCAGCCUCUUCCGUCACCUUCAUCAUCGUCAAGCCCCCAUGUUACCGAGAGAACAAUGGAAGGUGCCACAUAUCAUGAUCACUGGAGCUCCCUAGCUGGGGUAGCAGAUGGCCGGCCAAUGCAGACAUUACAUCCCAUUGAUUUCGAGCAUAAUCACUGGGCGCACAUACCCCUUUCCUAUUCUCAGCCCAACAGCAAUAACGGUGUAACAGAGCAGCCAGGAGUCCCUGUGGGAGCCAUGAGGGUUGGGGGGCUUGAUCGCGAUAGCCAGCAGCGAGGGUCUCUCCCCUCAGUUUAUGGAAAUGGAUCCGGAUCAAGAUCUAGAAUCCCAAAUGCUCCUCCGAUGGUGCCACAGUUCAUGAGAGCACAUGGUAACCUGAGUGAACAAUACCAGCAAAGUUCUUCCAGCCUAUACGCUGGGUCACAGCUAUCAGGGGGUAUGCGACCACUGGGAGCUGCUGGACCUGGCGUGCCGCCUCUUGUGGAUAGCACUUCCUUUUCCAUGUUCCCACCGGCUCCGUCAGGCCCUGCUUCGGUGGAGCCGGAGGAUUCGGGAGGAAACCAGUUGUAUGCCUGGGAGAGGGACCGUUUCGCUCCUUAUCCGCUGAUUCCUGUAGGUUCCGAGGCAAGCUGGUGGGGCUCCUCACAACAACCCCACGGCACACUUGAACCUGCCGCUGUCGCUGCAGCUGCCUCGAGGAGGCUAUUCGGGCAAUGGAUUGGCAUUGGAAGCUCGCAACCACAGCAAGUGUCUCCGCCAGCAGAUAAUAGAUCUUCAGAUAACUCGCCUUACCGACAGAUGCACAUCCCCCGGAUGUAGCUCAGCGUUUGUUUUAAAGCAAACUCGAGAACCCUGUUCUGUUGGUUGUAAAGAAGAUGACACCGUUGUAUGCAGAUGGGUUGCAUGGUAAUCAAUACCGUGACAUUGUGCAGGAUGGUAAAGAAGACAUACCCAAGGAGAAAACGUGUUGCCUUUCUAUGUGAAUUUGGUGGAAGUAUAUAUUUCAAGUCAGGUCGAGGCAGAGGCACUACUUAGCUUGCUGUA
Lolium rigidum is the source of this 1737-nucleotide messenger RNA. RefSeq names its product E3 ubiquitin-protein ligase IPI1-like. The transcript has 7 exons. The coding region runs from base 1 to 1512 and encodes 503 amino acids. NCBI's taxonomy places the organism in Eukaryota, Viridiplantae, Streptophyta, Magnoliopsida, Poales, Poaceae. Gene Ontology annotation, molecular function: ubiquitin-protein transferase activity. The record is from RefSeq and is a predicted model, not a curated record.